CUAUAAAUACGCACAAUGAAACCCGAAGGAAAGGACUCAGUGUUGGGCUACAGUGAUCAGCUAAUCAUGUCUCUAACAGGGCGACCGAACACAGUUCGGCUGGUGUUCCUCGGAGCAGCGAGGGUCGGGAAGAGCGCGCUUAUCCGCCGUUUCCUCCAUGACCGUUUCGAGCACAAGUACACGCGCACAGUGGAGGAGCUUCAUGUGCUCGAAUACGACGCUGCGGGAUCAGGAAAGAUGCGUCUGGAGAUCUUGGAUACGAGCGGAAGCUACUCCUUCCCGGCCAUGCGGGAGCUCUGCAUCCGGCACAGUGAUGCAUUCGCCUUGGUGUACGCAGUGGACGACCCGGGGUCAUUCGAGGAGGUGCGACGGCUCCGCGACGAGAUUCUGGAGCUGAGGGGCGGCAAGAGCGUGCCAAUCACCGUAGUUGGCAGCAAAGCAGAUCUGACCGAGGCUGAAGGCCGCGAGCUGCUGGCUGGUGAUGCCAUGGCCACGGUGGAGGGGGAGUGGAACGCCAACUUCGUGGAGGCGUCCGCGCGCACAGGUGAAAACACGGUCGGAGUUUUCCACGCAUUGCUCCAAGAGGUGAACGUGCCCCAUCGGCUGAGCCUUACGGUGGGGAAGCGCAGAAACACUGAUCCUAGACCUGCAGUAAAGAAGAGACCACCACUGAAGAAGCACAAGAGCUGUAUCUUGUCAUAGGGGCAAUAGUCGAAGAUGGACUCUGCAGCUGGACUGCUGGUUUUUAGGUGUUGCUGGUCAUCACAGUGCUUUACCCUGUCCCAGAAGUGGGAAGGUCCUCAAUAAAAUGUCUCUUUAAGUCUCGACAGGAUGAUUUAAUUGGACCAUUGGUUUAUAGUCUAUGGGACGCACUUUAUAUGUUUUGUGUAGCUUGUUUUAAAUGUUGUCAAUAAAAUUUAUUUUUGUCUGCAGCGUUAUAAAUCUUCA
This is a messenger RNA of Monopterus albus (swamp eel), 948 nucleotides long. RefSeq names its product GTP-binding protein Rhes-like. The record is from RefSeq and is a predicted model, not a curated record. NCBI's taxonomy places the organism in Eukaryota, Metazoa, Chordata, Actinopteri, Synbranchiformes, Synbranchidae. The transcript has a single exon. The coding region runs from base 16 to 702 and encodes 228 amino acids. Gene Ontology annotation, molecular function: GTP binding; GTPase activity.